CACAAACUUCCUCUGCCUCUUUUCCUCAAAAAAUUCCUAUAUAAUUUAGCUGAACUCUUGGCAGUUAGCAAUUAAGUUGUAGAUAUUUAUGGGAAAGACUUGGUAAAAGGGUAGGAAAAAAGAGAAUUAGUCCAAAUUCUUCUCAUUUCUAACUCCAGCUUUGAUUAGAUUAGAUCAUGGCUCAGAGUGUGAACUGAUAUAUAUGGUCAGUCUGAUUCUCCUCUCAUUUUUGUAACUCUCAGCAGGGAAAAGCUGUUAGCUCAAUGACCUGGGAAAAUCGCUCACUGUUGAUGGAAUUUGUGUUCCUGGCCUAUCCCUCCCACUCAGAGUUGCGUGUCUUGUUCUUCCUUGGAGUCAGCCUGAUUUAUACAUUGAUCAUCAGUGGGAAUGUCCUCAUUGUGGUGGCCAUUCAGACAGAAGCCCGCCUACACACACCCAUGUACUAUUUCCUGGGCAGCCUCUCAGCGGUAGAAAUAUGCUACACUGCUGUGGUGGUGCCUCACAUCCUGGCCAACAUCCUACAGUCAGAGAAAACCAUCACUCUCCUGGGCUGUGCCACUCAGAUGAUUUUCUUCCUCGGACUUGGCAGUGCCGAUUGCUUCCUCUUAGCUGCCAUGGCCUAUGACCGGUAUGUUGCUAUUUGCCACCCCUUGCAGUACCCUCUCAUCAUGACUUUAACUCUUUGUGUCCGCUUGGUUGUGGCCUCUGUGGUCAUCGGCUUGCUCCUGUCCUUACAACUGGUGGCCUUCAUCUUCUCUCUGCCAUUCUGUCAGGCUCGGAGUAUAGAGCACUUCUUUUGUGAUGUGCCACCAGUGAUGCGUCUGGUUUGUGCCAACAGCCACAUCCAUGAGCAGUCAGUGCUGGUGGCAGCCACACUAGCCAUUACUAUGCCUUUCUUCCUCAUCGCCACCUCCUACGCCUUCAUUGUGGCUGCCGUGCUCAAGAUCCGCUCAGCAGCUGGCCGCCACCGGGCCUUCUCCACCUGCUCCUCCCACCUCACUGUGGUCCUGCUGCAGUAUGGCUGUUGUGCCUUCAUUUACCUGCGUCCCUACUCCAUCUGCUACCCCAAGCAAGAUCAGUUCAUCUCACUGGUGUACACAUCGGGAACCCCACUGCUCAAUCCACUUAUCUAUAGCCUGAGGAACAGUGAGAUAAUGGGGACCCUAGGGAGAGUUCUUACCAGAAUAACUAGGAGAGGGUAUAAUCUGUCAGGCAAAAGUUUGGUUCCAGCUCAUUCAAAUCCCCAAGCAACCGGGAUUUCUCUCAGUUGA
Ceratotherium simum simum (southern white rhinoceros) is the source of this 1271-nucleotide messenger RNA. Its product is annotated as olfactory receptor 10W1-like. The record is from RefSeq and is a predicted model, not a curated record. Gene Ontology annotation, molecular function: G protein-coupled receptor activity; olfactory receptor activity. NCBI's taxonomy places the organism in Eukaryota, Metazoa, Chordata, Mammalia, Perissodactyla, Rhinocerotidae. Gene Ontology annotation, cellular component: membrane. Gene Ontology annotation, biological process: G protein-coupled receptor signaling pathway.